Molecule: messenger RNA, 396 nt
Organism: Blepharisma stoltei
Lineage: Eukaryota; Ciliophora; Heterotrichea; Heterotrichida; Blepharismidae
Source: the annotation of a GenBank genome assembly
AUGGAAGGCGAAGAAUACCAUCAACAGCUUGCCAAUGCCUUACAGCUAUCUCUUAAUGCAAAAGACAAUUCUCAGCUUGGUGCUAUUAUCCAACAGCUUAUAGAAAGCAGGACUCAACUCCAAAUCUCAUUUUCUUAUAAAUGCUCAUAUCAUCAAUAUCUAAAUUUACCAGACCAACAGAGUUUGUUUAGUUCAAGAGAAAAUGCGAAUAAUUUGUUAUGCCAAUACAAUCAUAUGUCCUGCACACAAUGCACUCAAGUUUACGUUCGGAAAUGUGUCCUUCAAAAUGGCUUGGAAUCUCCAAUUUAUUGUCCUAUUUGUGAAUCGUACGGUAUCAAAGAGCUAACACCUUUGCUUGUAAGCGAUGAAGUUAAAAAAUUAGCAUUAUCUCAAUAA